Messenger RNA from Nicotiana tabacum (common tobacco), 1442 nucleotides. NCBI's taxonomy places the organism in Eukaryota, Viridiplantae, Streptophyta, Magnoliopsida, Solanales, Solanaceae. The record is from RefSeq and is a predicted model, not a curated record.
CAUUUCAUAUCACCGAGUCAUCCAUCUUCCUCUCUCCUCUCUUUCUAACAUUCAAACCUAACUUUACCCAAACCAGAGGAAAUGGUAUCGGACUCGGAACUCGUCGGCCGGCUGCGUGAGUUCCUAAGCACCUCCGACCUCACCACCACCACCACCACUGCCGUCCGACGAAAGCUCGAAGAGGACUUCGGUAUCGAUUUAUCCGAUAAAAAGGCCUUCAUUCGAGAACAAGUUGAUCUUUAUCUUGAAAGCCAGUUUCAACUUGAACAGCAGAAAAAUGAAGGAGAAAUGCACGACGAAGUCGAUGACGGACCGCCGGCGGAAGUGAGUGACGAAGAAGAAGAUGCGGCGGAGGAGGAAGAAGAAGAAGAGCAAGAGGAAUCUGAAGCUGUUACUAAAGUAAAACGAAGAAGUUCUAAGAAAAAGUCUGGGAAGAAGAAUGAAAAUGUUAGAAGGAAAGCUGGUGGAUUUACCAAAAUAUGUAGCCUUUCUCCCCAACUUCAAAAAUUUACUGGGGAAGCAGAACUUGCAAGGACUGAGGUGGUGAAGAGGAUGUGGAACUAUAUUCGUGAAAAUGAUUUGCAAGAGCCGUCAAAUAGGCGGAAUAUAAACUGUGAUGACACAUUACGAGAGCUUUUUGGUGUGGAUAAAAUAGACAUGUUUCAAAUGAACAAGGCCCUGGCAAAGCAUAUUUGGCCCUUGGAUUCUGAUGGUGUUUCCACAAUAACAACUUCUGGUUCGGUAAAUUCUACUGCGAGGGAAAAAAAUUCUACGGCAAAGAAAAAGCGGCAGAAGCAAGAGGAGGAUGAAGAUUCAGAUGAGCCAAAGAGAAAGGAAAAGCGGCACAACUCUGGAAUUCUUGCUCCACUCCAGCUUUCUGAUGCCUUAAUAAAGUUCCUCGGUACAGGAGAGAGUGAACUGCCACGAGGCAAUGUUGUUAAAAGAAUUUGGGAUUACAUUAAGCAAAAUAACUUGCAGGAUCCGUCUGACAAGAGGAAAAUAAUAUGUGAUGAGAAGUUGAAAGAACUAUUUGAUGUUGAUACCUUCACGGGAUUUGGAGUAUCAAAACUACUUACUGCACAUUUUAUUAAGGUGGAACGGUGAUAUGGUGGGCUUCAUUUUGCAAAAAGCUCAAGGGCUUCAGAAUUUUGCUUUAAGUUUGAAGCUAGAUACUACUAGAUACUAACAUCUUUGUUGUCUUCUCUGUUGUAUAUGUUUUUGGACACUACUGCGAACGACUAUAGGGGAAGCAAACAGUAUUUUAAGUUGAUUCACGGGUCUUCUCCUAUUACUUAAAAGUUCGUUUUGCUCAAACUGAUUAACUGAGGAACUGUACUUCUGAUGAAAAAUGUGAAUACUCAUGUCCUUUCUCAUGUGGUUUUUUGUGCCUCUGUUUUGAGGAUAUAUACGGACAUCUUGGGAAGAAGAUUUGAAUGAUUGUC